AUUGCGUAGCGUUAUUUGUUUGUUGUUUCCGUGUUCUUGGUUGUGAAACCCCGAUUGUAGAGUUCGAUAAUAAGUGGGAUGUAUUUGUAAGAAAGCUGAGGAAGGUUGUUUCAUAUUGCACUUGUAUGUGCCCAUUGUUUAAUUAAGAAACAGACGUCUGAAUAAGAGAAAUGGCUGAGGAUUUUGAUGUUGAAGCUAUGCUGGAAGCCCCAUAUAAGAAAGGAGAUGAUGGGUCGAGCAGCAAGACGGCCUUGCAGCGGGAGAAUGGGACAUCGAACAGUCACAAAUCAUCUGGGAAGAGCAAGCACCGCAGCCGAUCUCGUGAACGGCGACGCAGUAGAAGCCGGUCCCAUCACCGUGAGCGGGAUCGUCAUCGUGAGAAGGACCGUUCAGAGCGUCGGCGCAGUAGGAGUAGGUCCCAUCAUCGUGAGCGACAUGGUGAACGGCGAAGGAGUAAAGAGAGGGAUAGAGAACAUCGUUCUCGAGACAUAGAAAGGGAGAGAACACAGCGUAAGAAGAAAUCUCUCUCCCCUAUCCUGCUACCACGUCCUCGGGAAAAGUUCCCUUUUAAGAAAGGAUCCCCACCUCUUGGGCUGAGGCCAGUAGAUGAGCUUUCUCCUGAGGAACGAGAUGCCCGAACAGUAUUUUGUAUGCAGUUGUCCCAGAGAAUUAGGGCCAGAGAUCUGGAGGAAUUCUUUUCUUCUGUUGGGAAGGUUCGGGAUGUUAGAUUAAUCACAUGUAACAAGACCAGGAGGUUCAAAGGAAUUGCUUAUGUGGAGUUCAAGGAUCCAGAAUCUGUGCCUCUGGCGUUGGGAUUGGCAGGUCAGAAGUUGCUUGGGAUCCCCAUCAUUGUUCAACAUACACAAGCUGAGAAGAACCGUGCAGGCAAUUCAAUGCCUAAUAUGGUGAUUCCAAAGGGUAACAGUGGGCCCAUGAGGCUGUAUGUUGGGUCAUUACAUUUUAACAUCACAGAAGAUAUGCUGCGUGGAAUCUUUGAACCGUUUGGAAAAAUAGACAACAUUCAGCUUAUUAUGGAUCCAGAAACAGGACGCUCCAAGGGCUACGGCUUCCUCACAUUCCAUAAUGCAGAUGAUGCAAAAAAGGCUCUGGAACAGCUGAACGGAUUUGAGCUGGCAGGACGUCCGAUGAAAGUUGGAAAUGUAACAGAGCGUUCUGACUCAGCGCAGGGUCCUUCAAUUCUGGAUAGCGAUGAACUGGACAGGACUGGUAUUGAUCUAGGUGCCACAGGUCGCUUGCAGCUAAUGUUUAAACUUGCAGAAGGCACUGGUCUACAAAUACCUCAGGCAGCAGCAACUGCAUUAAAUCUUAACCCUGCAGGAAGUUUACCAAUCCAGCAACCAACACCUCCCAUAGCUACACAGUGCUUCAUGCUGGCCAAUAUGUUUGACCCUGCCACGGAAACAAACCCAACUUGGGAUGUGGAAAUCCGUGAUGAUGUAAUUGAGGAAUGCAAUAAGCAUGGAGGAGUCCUUCAUGUGUAUGUAGAUAAAGCUUCACCCCAGGGAAAUGUGUAUGUGAAAUGUCCAUCAAUAGCCACAGCUGUAGCGGCUGUUAAUUCACUACAUGGUCGAUGGUUUGCUGGGCGAGUUAUUACAGCAGCUUAUGUACCCCUCAUUAAUUAUCACAGUUUAUUUCCUGAUGCAAUGACGGCACAACAACUUCUUAUGCCAUCAGCAGCCCGCAGAGGACUUUGAGGGUGUUUUGGAUUGAAGAGCAGAUCAUUGUAAAUCCCAAAUCCAGUGAUGGAACCCAUCUCAUCAUGCCAUUCCUACAUGCAGAAUUGGAUGCCAUAUAAAGACACUAGAAACAUCGUGAACUGGAUUGGACCACAUCCUUGUUUGCACAUUUCAGAACAGCUGUAUGUUGCGCCAUGUCUACAUUUUUAAACCCAUGUACAAAUUUGUGGACCUGCUGAUUCACCUUUCUUUUCUCCCAAUUAAAUAAGUAAACUGGGUUAUGUAUGAAAUGCUAAUAAUAUCUUUUACAAACUUUCAAUUUGAACAAAUAGAUAUAAAGUUUUUAGUGUCUUAUAAUUUAAACAUACAAGACUGAUGUUUCAGAAUGAGAAUACACUUUGCUGCUGCAGAUGUACUGUAAAUCUUGGUGAAUGUAGUGGCGUUAUGUGUGAUGACAGUGUAAGGGUAAUCAAAUUGCAGAGUGAAAUUAUGCUUCAAGUUUUUUUUUAUAUAUAUAUAAGUGCUGUGUUGAUUUUCCUUUCUGUGGAUUGUAACUUUUCAUUCUCAUUUUUUACUUUCCACAUUAAAGAAAAGGCAACUGCAGUAUAAUCACUUCUGUGAUUCUUACACAGGACCUACAUUAAGCUGAGUUCAUGGAUGUAUAUUUGUUUGAUAAAUAAAUCUGUUUCCAUAAGUGG
Molecule: messenger RNA, 2395 nt
Organism: Cryptotermes secundus
Lineage: Eukaryota; Metazoa; Arthropoda; Insecta; Blattodea; Kalotermitidae
Gene: Caper
Product: RNA-binding protein 39
Exons: 11
Coding region: 171-1715 (514 amino acids)
Biological process (GO): mRNA processing
Cellular component (GO): nucleus
Molecular function (GO): RNA binding
Source: RefSeq, a predicted model, not a curated record